Molecule: messenger RNA, 4631 nt
Organism: Ctenopharyngodon idella (grass carp)
Lineage: Eukaryota; Metazoa; Chordata; Actinopteri; Cypriniformes; Xenocyprididae
Exons: 5
Coding region: 1026-3743 (905 amino acids)
Source: RefSeq, a predicted model, not a curated record
AAAAGACAGUAAUAAUUGAUGUCAUUUUUGACUUUUUGUGUCAAUUAUAACAUGGAAAGUCAAUAUCAAUUUUUUCGAUUAUGACUAAUUCAUUUUCGUUUGAUUUUGACCUUAUCUCAUAAUUUUGACUUUUAUGUCAUAAUUUUAUGUAAAAGACUUAGUAUGUAAUAUUUAUGACAUUUUAUGUCAUAUUUUUGAUGUUUUAUGUAAUAAUUAUGACAAAGAAAGUGAAAUUAGUUUUUUUCCUGAUUAUAACUUGAGUAGGUGAUACUAUCUCAUAAUUUCAACUUUUUAUCUCGUAAUUAUGACCAAAAAAAAGUCAUAAUUAUGACAUAGAAAGUCAUCAUUUAGAUUUUUCAAUUAUGACAGUGAUAAUUUCGACUAUCUCAUAAUUAUGACAAAAGUAGGCUAUGUAAAAAACAAUAAUAAUUAUGACAUUUUGUCAUUUUUUACUUUUUGUGUCAUAAUUAUAACAUGUUUGACUUCGACUGUUUGUCCUGAAGUUCUGUAUCCCGCAGGUGCUUCAUAAUUUCGACUUUUAUCUCAUACUUAUAAAAGAAAGUAUGUAAUAAUUGUCAUAGUUUCUACAUUUUGCACUGAUACACUUUUACUGUCUUUUAUUUUUUGUCAUAAUUAUGUCAUAAUUAAGAUUUUCCAAAGCAUGUUGUUGUUAUGUGGCUGAAAUGGUCUUCCACAGUAAAGAGCUCAGAUGAUGAAACAGAACAGAGACCGAAUUCUCCAUGACAACAAAUAUUUGGGUUUCAUUCAUCUUAACGGACAGAAUCUAAUACUGAGUAAUACUGAGGGUGUGUGUUCGUGUAGAAGUUUUAAGGUGUGUGUGUGUGUUUACCUGUCUCCAGUGGGCGGGGUGACGGGGCGAUUCAACUGCGUGGCCAUUUUCUUCUCGUCAGAGCCUCAGAAUCAGUGAUCGGACUCAAACUCACAGUCAGCUGCUGCUGAAACACUGAAAUCAUGAAAUCACGCUGAUGUAAAUCAAUGCGGAUGAAAUCACUCUCACUACAAUCAUGAAGAAAGGACCGCUCCAUUUCCUGGGUCGGAAGAAUCAAUCUCUAUACAGCACCAAUGUGGAAUUCAAGGACAUGGCUAACGUGGAGCUGGUGUUGGACUCGGCUGCCAUCCCGGAGUCUGGAACUGCCAAAGUGCGCUCACGUCCGACCGUCAAACACUUCACGUCGUCUGAGAGCGUGCACAGCUUUGCGGUACCAACUCCCAAGGUGCCGAUUCUUCCACCCAUCAACGAACCCAAGAUAAACGGUACAGGAAGUACCACAAACCUCCCGAAUGGAAGAAUGCUUUCCGUCCCCGACAUAUUCGAGGGAGAAAUACUUAUACCUCCUCCACCCAGCUCCGCCCCUCCACCCCCUCCGUCCUCUUCAGCCCCACCUCCUCCAUCAUUCAUCCCUCUCCCACCACAGUUCUUUGAUGAAACAGACCCUCCUGUAAACCAUGCAAGCCUGCAGCCCCCUCCAAUGGCACCCCCAAAACCUCCAUCAGUUACCAGAUCUGAGUACAGUUCAGAUUUGAACCUAGCCUCCCUCAAACCUCCUCCAAUGGCUCCUCCAAAACCUCCAUCUGAAACAUCCAGCUUCAAAGGUUCCCUCUCCAGCCUGGAGGUCCAAGAAAUCCCAGAAUGCCCUAAAUUCACCCCACCGCCACCCCCUGGGGUGAAAGCGCCACCCGUUCUUGCUAAAUCUUCGAAAGCGGCGCCUCAAAAACCCAUCCGCUUGUCCUCCAUGUCAAAUCUGGAGAUCCUGUCCCAAACGCCAGUGCCACCUGUUGCUUCUAACCCAACACCAUCUAGCUUCAACCCCCAGAACACAGCCAAACUCUACAACAUACAGAAGAGCACAUUACUUGGCGGACAGACGGACAAGGAAAAGGGAAGCCAGUCCAUUCUACUGCUGGAAGAUUCUGCUGGAAACACAGUUGGUGUUGUCAAUGGGAAUAGUGGGAAAAAUGGUGGAUCUCUCCAACCAGCCCAAUCAGGGGUGCCUCCAACCAAACCAGCCCGUCGGAACAGCUCCGCCACUCAGCUAAAGGAUGACCAGCCAGACAUGGCACAAGUGCCUAGUGAACCAGCCAAGGUCGAGGCUAAAAUCAAUCCUGAGCCUGUCACAGUACAAAACAUCCCCACUGAGAUACCAACUCCCAACAGAUUCUCACCCAAAAUAGAGAAGAAAAUACCUGAUGUUAGGCAGGUCAUGCAGGAGUCCCCUGGCAGGUCUCGCAGGUACAGCCCGGUCAUGAACCACCGACAGCUCAACACACGGGUAGUAGAUGGCGCAGUGAAGAAAGAGACAUCACCAUUCGCCCUGCUGAUGGCUGCAAAGGAAAGAGAAAAGCAGAGAACUGCUUUAUCCCAACAGAACAGCAACUCCACAGAGCCAGUCAAUUCUGUGAUCCAACCUAGUGUAGACAAACCAAACUCCUUUACUGUCACUCCUCGAGAGCCAACACCAGACAGUCCCAAUGCACAACUAAAGUCAACCACAAACGUUCAACCACUCACCAAAGCAGAGGUGUCCUACUCAAAGCCAGAGCUAAGUUCAACUCCUCAACAAAGCAGCCCAAUGAACAGCUCCAUUGGCGGUCUGAGUGUCCCUGUUAGAGAUGUGGAAAGCGGAGAAGGCUUGACCUUCAUUCCACCACCUCCUGAAUUUGCCAACUCCGACCCUGAGGAUGAACCUCCCAUUCCCCCACCAAGUCACCCCGCUCCUGCUCCCCCUGUGAAAACUGCCCCUCAACCUUCUAAAACCUUACCUGCAACACCUGCUUCAAUCAUUAACUGCUCCCCACCAAGCCACCCUGCUCCUGCCCCUCCACCUGCCAAACCCUUCGUACCUGCUACAAUAUCCAACUGCCCCCCACCAAGUCACCCCGCUCCUGCUGCCCCUGUAAAAACUGCUUCUCCUCCUAGAAAACACUUCUUACCUACUCAGAUCACCAACUACCCCCCGCCAAGUCACCCUGCUCCUGCUGCCCCUGUAAAAACUGCUUCUCCUCCUAGUAAACCCUUCUUACCUACUCAGAUCACCAACUACCCCCCGCCAAGUCACCCUGCUCCUGCUGCCCCUGUGAAAACUGCUCCUCCACCUGUUAAACACUUCGUACCUGCUCCAAUAUUCAACAGCGCCCCACCAAGUCACUCUGCUCUUGCUCCUCCACCUGCCAAACCCUCCCCACCUGCUACACCUCCUCCUGUAACCAAUGGCCCCCUCGUUUCUCCCAAACCUAAACCACCCACCUAUCCUCCUAAGGCCCCAGGCCCUCCACCAAACCUCCAGCAACAAUCCAAACCAGUUCAAACAAAACCCACCCAACCCCCUGCACAGGCACCUCUAUCUGUCUCUGCUAGCCAGGCAACACUUCUCAGUAUCUUGCAGAAGAAGAUGCUGGAGAUGGACCCCAAGUUCUCAGCUGUCAAGGAGGUGGAGUCCAACAGAGAUGACUGGAACUCUCCACUGUCUGAUGACGAGGCCACGUCGCCACCUGCCGCACCCAAUAUGAAAAUCCGAAGUGCAACCCUGCCAGCGCAAUCACAUGGACUGGACAUGAAGGAGCUGGAAAGCAAAGCAGCCAAAAAAGCUCAAGAUUUAGCCACUUCAGCUAAAUCCAAAAACAGUAACGGAUCAUCAGCUAAACAGCAGUUUGGAAUGACGUUCACCGUGAGACCAGGAACCAAACAGCCAAUAACACCCGUGAUCAAAGAUGGUUCGUCCUGAUCCGGAGAACAUUAUCAACUAGAAUUAUUCCAGAGACGUGCCUUACCUGUACACCUCCCUGGCAGAUUUUGCACCCCGUCUGAAGCUUUAUUACUGCUGCUGCCGAAGUAUUACUGUAACUUUCUACGGUGUUUCGACCGCAGCUCCAUCACGGACUUCCUAGAGCUGCUAAAAUCACUCAUAUGGAGCAACUGUGCCUGUAUAUGCGACGUGGACAACACAGACUCACAAUAUUUGACAUUUUAAUGACAUAAUUUUUAAUUUAAUCCAUUCAAAUCAUUUGAUGUCCUAAUCGUUGUUUUUAUCAUUGGACGUUUCUUUUCAUGCUAAAAAUUAGGAACACCAGUUCUUAAUUGUGACGUCUAAAUAACAUUUAGGAACGUCUUUAAUAAUCAUUAAUGUACAAAAUUUCCCUAUAGCUCUCGAUACGAGAGCUUCCUCCAGUGGUGCUGGAUUUUUUUCCAGGUCAAAACAUGAUGUAUUUUGUAAACUAUUUUCUGAAAGUAUAAACUAAGCCUUAAGAUGUAUAUGUAAAUGCUAUAGAUAAUGCGUGUGAAGCCUUGAACACUUUACUGAUGGCCUUUCUCAAUGAAGAAUACUGCUUUUUCUGAAUCUGAAGCCUGAAUCAAAGAAAAAAAAUGAAGCACACUUCGUUUUUGUAUGAAGAUACUGGACGAAAAUAAGCUGUAAAUAAGACAUUUUUUGGGAAAUCUCACACAUCUUUAAAAGGUCAAUAAUUGUGCUUUAUUAAUCAACGAAAUUAUGUGUAUGACUGUUUAUGUGAGAUUGUUAUUUUGGACAUUUAACAAUUUGUUACACCUAAAGGGAAAAAUAUAACCGCAAUAUUCUUUAAUAAAAACAUGCGAGAGCAAAAAUAGAUGAACGAAA